This is a messenger RNA of Aspergillus puulaauensis, 1407 nucleotides long. RefSeq lists its product as uncharacterized. Lineage: Eukaryota; Fungi; Ascomycota; Eurotiomycetes; Eurotiales; Aspergillaceae. The transcript is spliced from 6 exons. The coding region runs from base 1 to 1407 and encodes 468 amino acids. The record is from RefSeq and is a predicted model, not a curated record. Gene Ontology annotation, biological process: transmembrane transport. Gene Ontology annotation, cellular component: trans-Golgi network; Golgi apparatus; endosome. Gene Ontology annotation, molecular function: antiporter activity.
AUGUCUGCCAACCCUGCUGCUAGUGGUCGGCCGUGGAGUGUUGUUCUCUGUACACUAAACUGGAUCGUCUGGUCAAACUGGACUAUCCUCUUCAAUAAAUGGAUUCUCGAAUCUACUCCAUUUCGAUACCCAAUCCUCCUAACAACAUGGCACCUCCUCUUCGCCACCCUCGCAACCCAGAUCCUCGCACGCACAACCUCCCUCCUCUCCGCGCGCUCCUCCGUCCCCAUGACCCCAACCCACUACAUGGCCAAAAUCGCCCCAAUCGGCAUUUUAUACAGCGGCAGCCUCGUCUGCAGUAACACGGCCUACAUGUAUCUAAACGUGGGGUUUAUCCAGAUGUUGAAGGCCUCCGGCCCCGUAAUAACGCUCCUAACAAGCGCCCUCUACGGCGUAACCGAGCUCACAGCGUCCAAGCUGCUCAACAUCGGCGUCAUCACCGCGUCCGUCGCGCUGACCGUGUGCAGCGAGAUCCAGUUCUCGUGGAUCGGCAUCGCCGUGCAGCUUGCGGCGCUGGUGUUUGAUUCUAUGAGGCUUGUUUUGAUGCAGAUGCUUACUUCUCCUUCUUCUCCUUCUUCUUCUUCUUCUUCUCCUUCGACUGCGGAUGUUUCUACUACGGCUGAGGAUGCAGGUGAAGAUGAAUAUGAAGAGAGUGAGCGUGGACGUGGGCGUGAAGGCAUCCUUCUCGAGAGAGACGGAGAUGAAGAGGCUUGUCGGGUCAGUUCAAGGGCUAGCCCGGCUAUUAUCGAGCCGAAAGGUCCCAGUGUCAGUGUCAGUACCAGUGCCAGUACCAGUGCCAGUCUCGGUAAUAGUAUUACUGGUGAAGCAAGCAAUACGAGUCCGAGUCCGAGUCCAAAACCGAAAGUCGAGCCCGGUAAGAUGGACCCCCUGCUUAGCUUGUACUACACGGCGCCUAUAUGCGCGCUCAUGAAUGGUGUUCUUGCGUGGAGGGCGGAGGUGUUGCCUUUCUUGCAAGGUCAAGGUCAAGGUCAGAACCAGGAUCAAGGCCAAGAUCAGGGCCAUGAUGAAUCAGGUGCCGGACUGCUGGGAAUAGCUCUACAGACCGGUCUUGGGGUUCUCCUGCUAAACGCCUGUGUUGGGUUUAUGUUGAAUGUUGCUGUUUUCACGCUGAUUGGCAAAACCUCGGGCCUGACAAUGACCCUCGUCAGCAUCCCCAAGAAUAUCCUCUUGAUCGUCGCAUCGGUGGUUCUCUGGGGCACGCAGAUCUCGGUAGUCCAGGGGGUGGGAUACUCUGUUGCCCUUGCAGGCUUGGUUGUUUAUGCUGGGGGCGGAGUGUUUAUUGCGAGGGGGUAUAGGAGGGUAGGUAGGUGUAUGGGCUUUGGGAGACGGGGCAGGUAUGACCUUUUGGAUGAAGGGAAGAGGAAAGAGGGGAAGGGGGUAUUUUAA